Molecule: messenger RNA, 1594 nt
Organism: Drosophila persimilis
Lineage: Eukaryota; Metazoa; Arthropoda; Insecta; Diptera; Drosophilidae
Gene: SmydA-6
Product: SET domain-containing protein SmydA-8
Exons: 4
Coding region: 16-1521 (501 amino acids)
Molecular function (GO): protein binding
Source: RefSeq, a predicted model, not a curated record
GAUAGACAAUAGACCAUGGCUGCAGUCUCCGACGAUUUUGCCAAGAAAUGCGAGCUGAAGCAGAACGAGACGCUGGGCAGAUUUGUGGUAGCCCGAUGCGAUCUCAGCGCUGGAGAAACUCUGCUUCUGGAGCAGUCUAUUGUGGUCCUGCCCCACAUUGGCGACAGACGCUGUUCCAAGUGCUUCAAGCUUACCGCCACCUUCUGCGGAAAGUGCCGACUCCUUUCCUUGUGCGAGGACUGCGCUGGCCACGAUGAGCGCGACUGCCAGCGACUGAGGGAACUGCAGCUGUCAGACGAGCAAGUGCAGAUACUGCAGGAAAAGGCCAACACAGAGGUGCAGCCGGCUCUUGCAUGUCUGCUGCUGGGGGAACACCAGCACAGCAGGCCCCUAUUCGAGGAAAUGUCACAGAUGGAGACCCAUUUGGAGGCUAGGCGAGGAACGGAAAUAUGGAAACGCUAUCAGGCACACGCAUACGCUCCGCUCGAGGCAACUGGUGUGGUAAAGCAGCUGCACAGCGCUUCAGGCAAUGCAGUGGAUGAAAUCCUGGUGCAGAGGCUCUUGGGGAUUCUUGAUGUGAAUGUUUACGAGAUUCGCGCCCCGGAGCAAGGCGGCGCCAUGAGAGGACUGUACCGAAGAGCGGCUCUCUUCGCGCACAGUUGCAUGCCCAACCUGGAGACAGCCAUCGAUGACGAGAGGCGCAUCAAGGUGUUUGCCAAUCGUCAAAUAGCAGCCGGAGAAAUCCUCUACAUCUGCUACACCAGUGUGCUGCUGGGCAACGAGGAGAGGCGCCAUAUUCUGAAGACGGGAAAAUGCUUCGACUGCAGUUGUGCCCGCUGCCAGGAUCCCACCGAGCUGGGCACCCAUAUGAGCAGCUUCAUCUGCAGUGGGUGUGCCUGCUCCGGUGGAUACAUAGUGCGUCAGCUCGAAACGGGCACCUGGCAGUGUCUCCUCAAUCCAGAGCACACACUGAAGCCGGAGUUUGUGUCCAACAUGUUGGAGAGGGCCAAGGAGGAGAUCUUCCAUGCUCGCGGGGACAUCUACCGGCUGGAAUUGCUACUGGUCAAGAUGAGCCGGCUGCUCCAUGGCAACCAUUACCUGAUGCUGGAUCUGAAGCAAAACAUAGCCUCUGUGCUUCGUCAGAUUCUUCAGAAUAUGGCCCAUAGUCCCAGCAGAAAGGUUUACGAGCGUAAAAUUCGUGUGUGCCAAGAGCUUUUGCUAGUGCUAAAGGUGGUUGCUCCGGGAAUCUCUCGGCUAAAGGCCAUUGCCCUCUACGAAUUGGCCAACACGCAGGCGGAAUUGGCCAGGAAGCUCUACAGUGAGCAGGAGCAGAGCUCUAGGGAGCUACUGGGGGAACUAAAUCAGACUGAGAUUAUGAUGCGAGAAGCCUUGCGAAUGUUGCUGUUUGAGCCCGUGGCCACUCCAGAGGGACAAAUGUCGCGCAGUAUGCUAAGGGAGCUGAAGGAGCUGCAGAAUGACAUCAAACUUCUGCAGGAUUCAAAUGAUGAUAUCGUAAACUAAAAAAACAAUUGUUGGUUUCCAACGCUGCAACAGAAAUUGUAUAGAUGUUAUCGCCAUUACGGUUUUCGAUGUG